Molecule: messenger RNA, 1878 nt
Organism: Dermacentor andersoni
Lineage: Eukaryota; Metazoa; Arthropoda; Arachnida; Ixodida; Ixodidae
Product: neprilysin-1-like
Biological process (GO): protein processing
Cellular component (GO): plasma membrane
Molecular function (GO): metalloendopeptidase activity
Source: RefSeq, a predicted model, not a curated record
AUGACAGCCACAUGCAACCUGUAUGCCGACCUGGUGAAAUUCAGCCUGGAGCCAGCGGUGGAACCGUGCCACGACUACUACCACCACGUGUGCGGCGGCUGGCUGCGCCGGCGUCGCGACACCGUACUCGAGGACGUGUUGCGCACGUUCGCAGAACGUGCCACGCAGCUGGUGCGACGUCUCAGCAUGCCGGCUCACUUCCAGACCCCCCAGGAACGCGCCGCUAGGGCGUACAUGGCCUGUGUCGACGUUCAGUCCAAGUUCAAGGAGGAGGACGAUGAUGUGAAAAGUGCCCUGCAGCUUGCUGGGCUGUUCUGGCCCCGCCGCGGCGCAACCGCGAACCCUCUUUUCACGCUACUCUCCCUGACCCGAAACUGGGGCCUGGCUUUCCUCAUUCGCUUGCACAAGGAGAGAAAGCGACGCUACGUGAUACAGCCGACUGACCGGUACCGCGAUCUUGUGCAAAUCUGGCAGAAGGCCUACGAGCAAGCGCUUCACGAGAGCCUGUUCAACGAGCUGCGAGCCCGCUACAACAGACCCGGAGCAGCGGUCGUGCCCUACGGCAUGCAGGCGUCUCUCGAGAACAAGACCUUGCUCGCGCUGCAGGAGCCAUUCUGGGACGCGGACGCGCCGGACCUGGAGCUGGACGGCAGCACCGUGUGGCAUUCGCUCGUCGAGCAGAACGCCGCGAACGUGAGCCGCGACGCGUGGAGGGCCGCCUUGGCCGAGCUGUUCGCGAUCGGCCCCGACUCCGACGUGCAGAUGGUGAUCAGGAGGCCGGACUUUGUCAGGCAGGUUUUUCACCUGCCCUCCCUGCUGGGCGACGAGGGGUUCGCGCUGUCGGUGGGAUGGAUGAUGGUGCAGAUCCUCUCCUUCGUUGCCAACCAAGAGGUCGUGGUGCGGGUCCUCAGCGGCGGUUAUCGCCAGGACGCCAAAGCCGCGCAGCUGGCGGCCUGCUUCGAUCUCGUCCAGAUGACCAUGGGUUUCGCCCUCAACGCGGAAUACGUCAAGCAAGCGGCGACGCGAGCGACGCUCGACGACGUGGCCAUUAUCGUGCGCCGAGUGAGCCAGAAUAUUCGUGAAAAGAUACGCCUGUCGCCGGACUUUGGGGACGUCAAGGUGCCAUCGUACGACAACCAAACGGGCGCUGUGUUUCGCUACUUGGAAAAAUCGACCGACACCCAUCUGGGCAGCGAGUUCAGUGCCUUCACGGACAUGUCGCCGGUCCUGCUCAAGUCGCUGCACACUCUGAGCCGAGGCUUCACUCAGGUGAUGCCGGAGGACGUCAGCCCGUGGCCGUACGCUGUCAAGAUGACUGCAGAGGCCAAAAAGGUGACACCUCUCCUUGCCCGCGUCUACAGGGAGGAGCUGGACUUCGCGCUCAUGCCGUACGCGCUCGCGUUUCCCGUCUAUGAGCCAGGCGCUCCCCUAAGCGUCAAGUACGGCGCUCUCGGCUCCGUCGUCGGCACCAGUCUCGCCGAGUUGUUCUUCGCUAACGGCUCGUGGACCGGGGCUGCCGAGGAGAGGCUGCAGCGAGAGGUCACGUGCUUCUUAAGCUACAAAACGAACGCAAGCUCCCUGAGCUUGCUGGAGUGGGAGCUGAUGUUCAGGUUAACCUCUGUUCAGGCGACCUGGCGGGCGUACCGCGUGGCGCAGGCUGACGGCGACCUCGAGUACAUAGAGAACUUGCCGGACAUUCGCGGCGACAGGCUCUUCUUCUUUGCCUGGUGUUACCUGAAGUGCGGUGACACGUUCGGCAAGGACGCCUGCAACGGGCCACUCAGCCACUCGCUCGCCUUCGCCGAGGCUUACAACUGCACCAGCGGGGCGCCCAUGAAGCAAGAAUGGCGGUGCGGAAUGUUGGACAACGCCGACUGA